This is a messenger RNA of Camelina sativa (false flax), 1717 nucleotides long. RefSeq names its product F-box/kelch-repeat protein At4g19870. Lineage: Eukaryota; Viridiplantae; Streptophyta; Magnoliopsida; Brassicales; Brassicaceae. Gene Ontology annotation, molecular function: protein binding. The record is from RefSeq and is a predicted model, not a curated record.
CCCGCUAUGAACGCCCGAGUAGAACCACCGGAGGAGAAGAAGAAGAAGAAGAAGAGAAAAACAAAGGAUUCGUCACCACCUCCGCCGUCGUCAUCAUCUGCGUCGUUUUCUUUACUCCCAGACGAAAUCGCCGAGAAUUACCUAGCUCGGAUCUCGAGAUCGUACUACCCAACACUCUCGAUCGUUUCCACAACCUUCCGCUCAAUUCUCUCUUCCACCGAGCUCUACGAAGCCAGAGCUCACCUUGAAAGCACCGAACAGUGUCUCUAUGUCUGUCUAUCUGAUCGCAGUUAUCAAUUUCCCCAAUGGUUCACACUCUGGAUUAACCCUAAUCGAACCUUACCCAACAAGAGGAGGAAGAAGAAGAAGAGACAGUUGUUGGUUCCGAUAACCUCUUCUAAUUUCAAUUCUCAAUCAGUCUCCGUCGCAGUUGGUUCAGAAAUUUAUGUAAUCGGUGGACCAGUCGAUAGAGCACCGUCUUCCGCCGUGAGGGUUCUCGAUUGUCGCAGUCACACUUGGCGUGAUGCUCCUAGUAUGAUCGUAGCUCGGAACUAUGCAUCAGCUUGUGUCUACGAUGAGAAGAUAUAUGUAAUGGGAGGGUGUGAAAGAUUAGAGGACGAAUCAUGGGGUGAGGUGUUCGACACAAAGACUCAGACUUGGGAACUUCUCCCUGAUCCGGGUACUGAGGUACGUAAAGGUUACGCUCAUACACGGAGAAUCUCAGAGUGCAAAGGAAAGAUCCAAUUGGAGAAUGGAAUGAAUGUGUAUGCUUACGACACAAAGUCAGGUAAAUGGGAAUACUGUGAUGAUAUCAAGAGUGAGAUGUUUCCGGGUUCAACAUGUGUGAUAGAUGAUGUUUCUUAUCGCUAUUGGCGUUACGUGUUCUUGUGGUUUGACAUAGAAAAGGGUGUUUGGAAAGAGGUGAAAGGGUUAGAGUUACUAGGAGUUAAGCACCAGAGGAAUGGUGGCGCUACUUAUAAUACGACUAAACUAGUUAGCUGUGGAGGGAAACUCUUACUUAUUUGGGAAGGGUUUUUGAGGUAUUGUUCCAAUUAUAAGAAGAAGAUUUGGUGCGCCGAGAUUGUGCUGGAAAAGCGUGGUGGAGGUGAGGUUUGGGGAAUGGCUGAGUGGGUUGAUGUUGUGCAUACGGUUCCUUCAUCAUGCUCUAAUAAAAAGCAUAGGGUUAUGUGUUCAUCUUCUUCCUCUGCAUGCACAUAUACAUGGGUCCAUUUUGGUUAAGUCAAGUUGUUUUGAUCAUCGGUUUAUACGAUUGGCCAAAGAUGGAGAUUAGAAAGUACAUUUUCCCUAAUCAUAUGUAUUCUUGACCAGUUGGGGAAAGGAGAUAGAAGCAGAGGCAAAAGGAGAGCAAUAAGAGUAGAUGAGAUUAAUUAGUUAAGGUUAUUAAAGUCAUGUUUGUGAACAUGAAACUUCAUUUUGUCAAACUAGGUACAGUAAAUUAGUAUUUGUUGUUGGAUAUAUUAUCUAUCUAAUCCAUUGGUGAUAUACAAAUCUGAUUCCAUUACUUUGUAUUACCAUCUAUGCUUUAUAAAUUGUGAUUGAGUCAUUCGUUUCUAAAAAGUAGGGAUGUCAUGGAAAACCAACAAAUCCGUAGGGAUAUGAUAUUUUUGAUUAACCCUUUUGGGAUCAUCUUUGACUUUCACGAUCCGAACAUCGAUUACUCUUCGCCUCAUGAUCGACACAGAUUCUUCUCAUGAAG